UGUGAAAGGAGAACACUAUCAAUUGUUUAAAAAAUAUAUAUAUAUAAAUUGUUGUUCAAAGGCCGCUAAGCAGAUUCAUAGAGAAAGGUUUCAACCAAUAUUUAUUUGAUAAAACGAACAGCUACACUUUCAUAACCAUUUCCAAUAUGUCGAAACUACAGUUGUUGAAUGUAUUCGUCACCGAGCGUUUAUCCGCGGCUGCUGUGGAGAUAUUCGGGGUCGUGGAGAAGAUUAUAGCGGAGUAUCGGGAACAAAUCUGCCGUUCAGCAGAGGAGAACGAGCGUCUACGGAGGCUGUUGGACAUGGGUACCAAACCAGAGAGAACGUCACACAUAGCAGAUUUCCAGGCACUGACUCCAGCUGUUCCCCCUGAAAAUCAGAACUGUGAGCAGGACUGGAGCCCCAGUCUAGAGCAGGAGGACCCAGAACCCACACAGAUUAAAGAGGAACAACAGGAGCUCAGACUCAGUCAGGAGGACCCACCUCAGCCCUCACAUCUUUACCUAAACCAAACUGUGGAUGAUGGAGAGAGGAACGCUCUACCUAUCAUCAUAACUGAAGAGAUCAAAACAGAACCUGAUGUAGAGGGCUACAGAGUACCACAACCAACCAGUGAUCAGCCUCUCUCAGUUCAUCCAGACUGCUCUGCUGCAGUGGAGAAACCAUAUCAGUGUAAACAAUGUGGCAACAGCUUCACACGUAAGGGACACUUGACCAUCCAUUCAAGAACACACACAGGAGAGAACCCCUAUCAGUGCAAACUAUGUGGCAAAAGGUUUAACCAGAAGAGCAACUUGACCAUCCAUACAAGGGUACACACAGGAGAGAAUCCCUAUGAGUGCAAACAAUGUGGAAAAAUGUUUAACCAGAAGGGACACUUGACCGUUCAUUCAAGGAUACACACAGGGGAGAGACCAUAUCAGUGCAAAGACUGUGACAAAGCCUUCAACCAGAAGAUAGAACUGACAUUGCAUAUGAGAGCUCAUACAGGAGAGAGACCAUAUAUCUGUCCUGUAUGCAAGAAAGGUUACAUCGCAUUAAGCUAUUUAAGACUUCAUCAGCGUGUUCACAAAGGGGAGAAAUCUUACCAGUGCAAAUAAUGUGACAAAUGCUUUGGUUAUAAAGGAAGCUUGAAGUCUCAUAUGAGCACUCACACAAAAGCAUCAGCCUGAAGUGAGAACAACAAAUGAUUACUCACAUGUGAAUUUAUUGUUACAUCCAACUUGUAAAUAAUUAUUAUAUUUCCUGCCACUUGACAACAAAACAAAUGUAGUUUUUUGUUAAAGGUUUUGUUUUUUCAAUGUAUGUUUUCAGGUUGGACUUUAGGAUGUACAGUGCCUUGCGAAAGUAUUCGGCCCCCUUGAACUUUUCGACCUUUUGCCACAUUUCAGGCUUCAAACAUAAAGAUAUAAAACUGUAAUUUUUUGUGAAGAAUCAACAACAAGUGGGACACAAUUAUG
Salmo salar (Atlantic salmon) is the source of this 1460-nucleotide messenger RNA. RefSeq lists its product as uncharacterized. Lineage: Eukaryota; Metazoa; Chordata; Actinopteri; Salmoniformes; Salmonidae. Gene Ontology annotation, biological process: regulation of transcription by RNA polymerase II. Gene Ontology annotation, molecular function: DNA-binding transcription factor activity, RNA polymerase II-specific; RNA polymerase II cis-regulatory region sequence-specific DNA binding. The record is from RefSeq and is a predicted model, not a curated record.